This is a messenger RNA of Macrobrachium nipponense, 2577 nucleotides long. RefSeq lists its product as uncharacterized. The record is from RefSeq and is a predicted model, not a curated record. The transcript has 5 exons. Lineage: Eukaryota; Metazoa; Arthropoda; Malacostraca; Decapoda; Palaemonidae. Bases 450 to 1109 code for a protein of 219 amino acids.
AGAUCCCAGACUCGGCCAACAGAGAUACGAGAGGAGAGGGCUAGAGCCAGUCCACUAGAGCCACUCAUCCAUAUCUAGUCAACUCCCACCGUUUACCUGCAGGAACCGAGACGGAGAAGGCGUUGUUGGUGUAUAUUUUUGUAUGAAUAAGUGUACCAAUCGUUGUAUCGCCAGUGCGACGUGUUUUUAAAAAUAAUUGAGUAAAACAGUGAAGCAUCCUUCCUAUUCAAGAUUUGGAGAAGUGUCGUGCGAACCAUGAGUGUAAACACAGCAGCUGGGAACAUAGACGAUAAGUAGGACUGCAGGUGCUUCAGCGAGAACGAUAGACUUCGACCUACAGCACUUUAUCAGCAUAACACCUAUGAAAAGAACUUCUUAUCUAAACGGGGCUGCAAGUAGACCUACGAGGUGCGAGAUGUCUUUGAGAAGAGACAAGGAAAAAAGGUGAGAUGGAUUCUCGCGGCGGCAGGUACGACAGCGACUGCAAAAGAGACAGCAGCAGGAAGAGCAGCAGCAGCAACAGCAACAGCGGCAGCAGAAGAAACAGCGGAGAUCAGGGUCUCUCUGGGCAGGGCGGUAGGGGAUCCCCUAGCUACUAUUACUACGGCGUAGGACCUGCUGGAGAAGUCACCGAACCCCACCGGGAAGAGGAGGACCUCUACGCCAGGAACAACAACGAUUACAGCAAGUACACCGGCGACCAUUUGCCCUCGACGUCGGACUACGGCUACUACGGCUCGGAGAGCUCCGCAGCGGGCGACUAUUCUUCCUCCUCCUCCUCCUCCUGCGAUGUGAAUUGCAACGAGGAAUACGGCACCGAUUACAGGUACAGUCAUCAACAACACCACCACUCUGGGAGCGGCAGUUACCCGCAGUGCCAACGGGGUUACGGCGGUUACGGCGACUCUCAAUGUUACGGUGACGCCCAGCGAGGCGGCUGCGGAAGUUGCAGUCCGUCUCAGUGCGGCGGCGAUCGUUGCGACCUUUACGGGUCCUGCGGUCAGCGCGAGUACCCUCCGCCGUCUCGCGUCCAAGUGACGGCCAAAGUCCUGUUCGGUUCCGUCAGUGCCAUAUCGAACCUCAAGCAGAAGAAGAGCUCCAAGAAGUAAGCUCUCUUGGCGAGUGCCAGAGUCCGGGCCAGAAUUGGCGGGAGACCCUGUGAAUGAAUUACGUGUCAUCGAUUUCAACCAGUUCCUUUCCACGUUGCGUUUUUUUUAUUUAUUAAACUGUUUUCUUACAGAUUUCCUCCAUAAGGAUGAUGAUACUACUUCUUUUCCCGCAGUGUGUUUCGUUGAGAUUCUUUGCAGUGCGGAUUUCUUUUCGUGAAUACUUCAUUCCUUAAUAACUGGCUUCCCCAAAGCCUCGUCCUUGAUGCUUUUUUGUUCCAUAUUCCAUGCUAAUACUUGUCUGUCCAUAUUCCAUACAGAUUCUUUUCUACCUUCCAGAAAUAUUCUCAUCCUAAAUAAAUAUACUCUUCAUAAGUAUAUUCCGUUGCAGUCUGGUUCUCAACAUUCUCACGAAAUGGAGAGGGGAAUAAUUCAUACUUCCUUAUCCGCUGCAUAACUUGACAAUUUUCCUAAUGCUAUCAACCUAAUAGACAAAAAAUACCAAAGGUAUCCAACGACGAAGGCAGUCUUUGACAAGAAAAAUGCCAUAGUACAUAAAAUCAGUGGCCUUGGUCAGUGAUAGAAUACUCCCUGCAGCUACUUGUCUCCUCUCCCGUUUGCUUACGUUACUAUUCUUCUUCGUUUUAUCCGCUUUGGGAUUUAAGCUUUUUAUUUAUGUUGAAUUGAAAUGCGGCAUAGUUUGUUUAAAUGUUUUUUCACUUCAUCGAAUUAUGGUUAUGAUUCAAUCACUAUAAUUCGUUUUUUUUUUUUUUACUAAAAGCAGCAUUAAUUCAUCCAUGAUUCUUUUUUCCGUAGUCCGAGCUUUGUCUUAUUGUCGCUUUCUAAUUUAUUUAAGGCUUUCGACAUAAGUACCUUCAAGAUUUGUUGCGCGGUAAUCCAUAUCUCGAGGAUUGAUUUACUUUGCGUAAUGUAUCGUGUGUCAUCUGUAGCACCCCGGACUUUCUUUCCUUUUAUAAACUCUUGUAUGUUACCAGUAGCUUUCAAGGCUGCCUAGUUUCUAAGUGGGUUAUAAAUCUCUCACAUUCGUCAUUGAUCGCUGGAGCUUUACAACAUUUGAUUAAUCACAGUGGUUAAUCACGUCACUCAUUUGUAAAGAUUUUUCCUUAUUUUGUAAUAUUAAGUUGUUAAUCAUAAGAACGUUAAGAUUAACAGUACUAUGAUAAGUCUAUAGUACUGAUUAUUCGCAUUAAUAGUCCGUUGUCCUAUUUAUUGCCUAUUUAUUUAAUAUUUAUUUUCUGCCAGAUUAAGGAACAUGUUUCAAAGGAGAUUUACGUGCCAUCAUAGUGUCUUAUUUUAAACAAAAGUCAGAUGGGCACCCAUGUGCCCCUGCUGACUAUAGAUCUUAGACAACGAAAAUGCCUAGCAUUCGAGUGGUUUCUGUAGAGUAUGUUUGUUUUACAAAAACUAAAAUGUAUUGUACAAAUUGAUGGAAAUAAAAAUCUAUUUUAUG